UAUGAUAAGUUUCAUGUUCAUAAAUACUUUCCUUCCUAAUUUGUUAAAAGUUUAAUAAAUAUCUCAAACAUAUAAUUACUUGUAACAUUGUAUGUUUUAUAUGAAUUUUUGAAUAAUUUAAUAAUAAUGGCAGAAAUCGAAUGGCCAUGGCAAUACAGUUUUCCUCCUUUUUUUACUCUUCAACCUCACACAGAUACUAGAGCUAAACAAUUAUCAGCAUGGAAAAGUUUAAUACUAGAAUAUUAUCGUGUCACAAAACAAGCUAUUGUAGAUAUAAGAGAGGUGGAUUCAUGUCCAUUAUUUAAUAAUACUGCAAUUAAUCGAAAGUUACCAUCAGAGGUUGUCCUAUUAGUUUUAGAAGAAUUAGCAAAAUCAGGAAAUGCAAAUCCAUUAGAUAAAUCAAGGCAAAGAUGGUUAGUUUAUUGGCAUACUUUAGAAGAAUGGGGUGAAAUUAUUUAUAAUUGGGCACAGGAGAAUGGAUUUACUGGUUCUGUAUGUACUUUGUUUGAAUUAACACAAGGAGAAGACACAACAGAACAGGAAUUCCAUGGACUUGAUACAGAAGUAUUGAUCAGAGCACUUAGAACACUAGAAGCAAACAAAAAGGCAGAACUUAUUUUAUUUGAUGAUAAUCAAGGUGUUAAGUUCUUCUAG
Molecule: messenger RNA, 654 nt
Organism: Habropoda laboriosa
Lineage: Eukaryota; Metazoa; Arthropoda; Insecta; Hymenoptera; Apidae
Gene: Vps25
Product: vacuolar protein-sorting-associated protein 25
Exons: 4
Coding region: 127-654 (175 amino acids)
Biological process (GO): protein transport to vacuole involved in ubiquitin-dependent protein catabolic process via the multivesicular body sorting pathway
Cellular component (GO): ESCRT II complex
Molecular function (GO): protein homodimerization activity; structural molecule activity
Source: RefSeq, a predicted model, not a curated record